Ascochyta rabiei is the source of this 1152-nucleotide messenger RNA. RefSeq lists its product as uncharacterized. The coding region runs from base 1 to 1152 and encodes 383 amino acids. The transcript has 4 exons. Lineage: Eukaryota; Fungi; Ascomycota; Dothideomycetes; Pleosporales; Didymellaceae. The record is from RefSeq and is a predicted model, not a curated record.
AUGUCUGCUGCGCCCUCUACACAGGGUCUGCCUCUUAACGACCGCUCGAAUGACCUCAAGAUCCCAAUCAUCACAUUGAUCGUCUUUAGCUCCCUCUUUGUCGGUUUACGCCUAUACAUCAGCUGGAGGAACCGUACCUUCUUUCAAUUGACGGACCAUUUGCUAUGGUCUGGAUUUCUAUUAGCAGUGGUCGGCGCAGUGUUUGCCUACAAGACAGCGGAAGUAGGCCUGGGUCGACAUGUCUGGGAUCCUUUCCUGACUCCGGCCAAGCUGGAGGAGUAUCUGAAAUGGAUUUGGUUUGGCCAGCUGUUCAAUCUUUAUGGCAUGGCCUUGAUCAAGCUUAGCAUUUGUGCCUACAUUCUGAUGCUGGACUUUUCGCGAGGAUACCGCAUUCUUAUCUGGCUAUCUGUGGUCGUUCAUGUCGGCGUCAAUAUUGUUUUUACUUCUGUCAUCUUGCUUGGAGAAUGCCAGCCUAUCUCCAAGCACUGGGAUGUUGCAGGCACGAGGCCUGGUAGUUGUUGGGGUCCUACACCAAGGAUCAUUUCAGGCUACUCUGGUGCCGCAACGAACAUUUUUACCGAUUUGAUCUACACCGUCGCACCACUAGUCUACAUCUCCCGGGUCCAGCUGCCAAAGCGUACCCUCUGGGGUGUUCGUGCUGUCUUUCUCCUCGGCCUCAUAACAACGGCCAUAUCCGCUCUGAAACUCUACGAAAUCAAAUCCCUCAACACCUCCCCAGACCCAACAUACACGUCCGUCAACCUCUCCAUCUUCGCCGUAACCGAAGUGUUCGUCGGCGCAUUCACAGCCUCGCUGCCCCCCCUCCGCAAGACGUUCGAAACCCUGCUGCGCCGCGUGAUACCGGAGAGCGUGAUGGGGACGUCGCGCAGCCGGAAGAGCGUCGGCAAAGGCACGGACAACAGCUACGCGAUGAAGGAGGUGGGCAACAGCUACGUCUUGAACGGCAACGCAGCGGCAGGGCCAAGCAGGCCGAAGCACGACCUCGACAACGACAGCGAACACAGCAUCUUGGACGCCCAGCAGAGCCUGGACGGCAAGGACACCGUCGGCACCAUCACGUGCACUACGGAGAUCAGCGUGCUGGGCGAUGAUCGCGGGAGUGUGAGGAGUCGCGGCCUCGAGUGGGUGUAG